Messenger RNA from Hippopotamus amphibius kiboko, 1467 nucleotides. It is a transcript of the gene ANKRD65, whose product is annotated as ankyrin repeat domain 65. NCBI's taxonomy places the organism in Eukaryota, Metazoa, Chordata, Mammalia, Artiodactyla, Hippopotamidae. Bases 1 to 1467 code for a protein of 488 amino acids. Gene Ontology annotation, molecular function: protein binding. The transcript has 5 exons. The record is from RefSeq and is a predicted model, not a curated record.
AUGGGGCCUCUCAACCCCUUUCCUGGAGACCCACCCUUUGGACUCAGCACCUGGAAGGGCUGCCCUCUCUGCCGGGCAGGGCCCUCAGGACACCUGUGUCUGAAAGCCAGGGAGGGGCUGCGCAACUGCAGCUCCAGCCUUCCACCUUCCAUACCCCCACCUGUGCACCUUCAGAAGGAGUUUCAUGAAAGGGCCACCAGGCUGCGGCUGGGCUGGGACAGCAUGCAGAGGAACCCCUGCUGGAGGACAGAGCCCCUGGCAUCCACGCCUGAUUCCUGUUCUUUCCAGAUGGUCUCUGGGGUCUCUGAGCCUGAGGACCAGGACCGGACAGAGGCAGGGGCAGAGCAGGAACUGCGGUGGUUGAAGCUGGGCUCUGAGGAGGCCCCAGGAGCCUGGACAGAGGGGCCCAGCGCCCCACAGGCCUGGGGGCGCCUGCUGCGGGCCGUGUGGAAGGGUCACAUGGGCCUGGUGACCCAGCUGCUGCGCCAGGGCGCCAGUGUGGAGGAGAGGGACCGAGCGGGCAGGACCCCGCUGCACCUCGCGGUGCUGCGCGGCCACGUGCCGCUGGUGCGUCUCCUGCUGCAGCGCGGGGCCUGGGCCGGAGCCGCAGACCGCGCGGGGCGCACGCCGCUGCACGAGGCCGCCUGGCACGGGCCCUCGCAGGCGGCCGAGCUGCUGCUACGGCGCGGGGCGCCGGCAGACGCGCGCUGCGGGGCCGGCCUCACGCCGCUGCACUGGGCCGCCGCGCUGGGCCGCACGCUGCUGGCCGGGCGCCUGCUGGGCGCGCCGGGCCCGGGCCCCGCGGCGGCGGACGCGCGCGGCUGGAAGGCGGCGCAUUGGGCGGCCGCGGGCGGCCGGCUGCCGGUGCUCGAGCUGCUGGCGGCGGCCGGCGGCGCGGGCCUGGACGGCGCGGGCCUGGAUGGCGCCCUGCUCGUGGCCGCCGCGGCCGGGCGCACGGCGGCCCUGCGCCUCCUCCUGACGCUCGGGGCGCGGGUGGACGCCCGGGACGGCGCAGGCGCCACCGCGCUGGGUGUCGCGGCUGGCCUGGGCCACCGGCAGAACAUGGAGGUGCUGCUCGCGCACGGGGCGGACCCAAGCCUCAAGGACAGGCACGGCCGCUCCGCCCUCCACAGGGCUGCUGCUGGUGGACGUCUGUUCGCCGUCCAGCUGCUGGCCGCCUGGGGCGCGGAGGUGGAUGCUCGGGACGUGUUGGGCCUUACCCCCCUGCACCACGCUGCCCGGGGAGGCCACGUGGAGGUCUCCGGCCACCUCCUGGACAGGGGCUCGAAGGUCAAUGCCACUGGCUGGCUCCACAAGACCCCACUGCAUCUCGCCGUGGAGCGCGGCCACGGCCCCACUGCAGAGCUUUUGCUGAGCCGAGGGGCCAGCCCCACCCUGAGGACGCGGUGGGGAGAGGUAGCCCAGGACCUGGGGCCUGCCCUCUGUGGAGAGCAGGAGGAGUCCUAG